AUGGCAAAAAAUAAAAAUAAGAAAAGUAAAUUGAAGUUAUUCAAGGAUGAUGGUAUACCAUCAACUUCACUGAAAAACUAUACAGGAAUAGGAACUGUAAUAUUUUACCCUUGGGAAUAUGAAUAUUUGAAUGGAGACCUUUAUCAAGGAUCAUUUGAGCAUAACAAAAAAAAUGGGAUAGGAACAUAUUUUUUUAAUAAUUAUCCAAACAGAAAAAAAGGAAAUAAAAAGAUUAGAGAAACAAGCCAAUCUAGUGAUAAUGAGGAAAGCGAAAAUGAGUCAAAUGAAAGUAAAAGCGAAGAAAGCAAAUCCAAGAGUAGUGAAAAUUUAGACACCAAAGAGGAGGAAGAGAGUGAGGAGAGUGAAAGCAAGGGAAGUAAAAGUGAAGGAAGUGAAAGUGAGGAAAGUAAAAGUGAAGAAAGUGAAAGUAAAGAAAGUGAAAAUGAGGAAAGUAAAAGUGAGGAAAGUAAAAGUGAGGAAAGCGAAAAUGAGGAAAGCCAAAGCAAAGAGAGCGAAAGUGAAGGAAGUAAAAGCGAAAAAAAUAGUGAAAAAGAACGCAAUAAAAAAAAGAAAAAACUAAGUGAAAAAUUGUUAAGUCUUAUGCAAGAUUCUAAUAAGUUAAAAACUAAAAAAGACAUUACAUGUAGCACAAAAGAAGGAAAAAGUUAUUAUUAUGGAAACUAUUCCAACGGAAUGAAGCACGAUGAAGGUUUAAUGGUAUAUAAAAAUGGAGACGCAUAUGUGGGUACUUGGCGGUUUGGGAAAAAAAAUGGAUACGGUAAUAAUUAUGUAUUACAACUAAAUAUUAUAGAAUAA
Plasmodium vinckei vinckei is the source of this 816-nucleotide messenger RNA. Its product is annotated as conserved Plasmodium protein, unknown function. The coding region runs from base 1 to 816 and encodes 271 amino acids. Lineage: Eukaryota; Apicomplexa; Aconoidasida; Haemosporida; Plasmodiidae. The transcript has 3 exons. The record is from RefSeq and is a predicted model, not a curated record.